Molecule: messenger RNA, 924 nt
Organism: Chenopodium quinoa (quinoa)
Lineage: Eukaryota; Viridiplantae; Streptophyta; Magnoliopsida; Caryophyllales; Amaranthaceae
Product: zinc finger MYM-type protein 1-like
Exons: 1
Coding region: 1-924 (307 amino acids)
Source: RefSeq, a predicted model, not a curated record
AUGGACAAAUUUGUAAUAAGGAAACAGGCUAGAGCGGAUGAAGGUACAAGUGGGAGUACCCCCAAAUCGUCUAAACCCGUUCUUAAUUGUGAUGAGCAAGUUGAUUUAGAAAAUCUUCCAAUUGAUCCGGCAGAAAGAACACGAAUUUUAGACUAUCCUUCUAAAUUCCAAGAGGCGGUAAGACAAAAAUAUAUUACCAUUGGUCCUAUCCAACCUCGCACUCAUAUCUUUCCCCAAAAAUUGAUUGGCAAUAAGUUGAGAAGAUUUAACUCUAGUUGGUAUGAUGAUUAUAGCAAUUGGUUAGAAUAUAACAUUAAAAAAGAUGCAUUGUUUUGUUUGCCUUGCUACUUGUUCAAACCUGAGGGGUAUAAAGGUGGGGGUGAUGCUUUUGUUGUUGAUGGAUUUUCAUCUUGGAAUAAAAAGGAUAGGUUAGAUUUGAAUGUUAGUGAUAUUGAAAGCUCACACAGUAAAGCUGUUGAAAAAUAUUUAAAUCUGAAAAAUGUCCAUGCUUCCAUUGAAACAACAUUCAAUCCAUUGCAAACACCUCAAAUUAAAAAUGAUUAUAAGACUCGUUUAAAUACAUCUAUUGUAUGUGUUAGAUAUUUGUUGCGGAUGGGAUUGGCAUUUCGUGGUCAUGAUGAAUCUGAUGAGUCAAGUAAUCGGGGAAAUUUCAUUGAACUUGUAAAAGUUGCUGCUGUUUUGAAUGGUGAAAUUGAUAAAGUUGUGUUAAAAAAUGCUCCCAAAAAUCUACAAAUGACUGCUCCUAGUAUUCAAAAAGAUAUUGUGCAUGCAUGUGCUAAAGAAACAACUAAAGCUAUUAUUGAAGAACUUGGAGGUGAUUUGUUUGGCAUACUAGUUGAUGAAUCUAGUGAUGUUUCUGUCAAAGAGCAAUUGGUUGUUGUGUUGCGUUUUGUUCAUAAGUAG